Mizuhopecten yessoensis (Yesso scallop) is the source of this 2058-nucleotide messenger RNA. RefSeq names its product malate synthase-like. Gene Ontology annotation, cellular component: cytoplasm. Gene Ontology annotation, biological process: glyoxylate cycle. Gene Ontology annotation, molecular function: malate synthase activity. Lineage: Eukaryota; Metazoa; Mollusca; Bivalvia; Pectinida; Pectinidae. The transcript is spliced from 15 exons. The record is from RefSeq and is a predicted model, not a curated record. The coding region runs from base 96 to 1853 and encodes 585 amino acids.
UAUCAUUUUACCCGGAACAGCUUAUAUUUCCUAUAGUUUCCGAGGCUAUCCGAUCGGAAGAGUAGUUUGCGGGAACGUUCCGGCAAUCUCACACAAUGGAGAGGUUACAUGUCCUCAGGGGACACCUGGUGAGGAACAAAACCAAGGCUAAACCCCAACAACAAGAAUGUGUUGCACCUUUUCAGAUCCCUGAUGAAGUGUGGAGGCGGUCUGUCGAACAGCUUGGUGUGGAAAUCAGUGAUCCUCCGGCUCAACUUAAAACUGCUUUCAAAACUCUUCUGACAUUAGAGGCCGUCAAAUUUCUAGACGAUUUGGUACGGCAAUUUGAGGAUGCAGUUGACCAGAUGCUGAUUAAUCGUCGGUUGAAGAAGUUGGACCUUGACACCUCUGGGAAGUUACCCAAUUUUCCUGUAGAUGACAGAGUUCGUCAGGGUGAUUGGUCUGUAGCUCCCAUCCCAGAGAGACUCAGAUGUCGCCACGUCGACCUAGGGGAUGUGUCACCUAGCAACAUUGAACAUUUUGAAGCUGCUUUGAAAUCUACUGCUCAGGGAAUACAGACUGACUUUGAUGAUGGUCACUGCCCCACCUGGACCAAUCAGCUGGGAGGAUUAUACAAUGUCUACCGGGCAGUACAUGGACAGAUUCCAGGUGUAGCGGCGAUUGAUCGUCUUCCUGUGAUCAUGAUGAGACCCAGAGCCUGGAACAUGGUGGAACCCAAUGUAUUGGUCAGUGGGAAGCAGAUCCCUGGGCCCUUGUUUGACUUUGGAUUGCUGAUGUUCCACAAUGCCCAACACCUGUUAAACAAUAAAAGUGGUCCAUACUUUUACCUGUCCAAGCUUGAAGGCAGACAGGAAGCUCAUGUGUGGAAUCAAAUAUUCACCUGGACAGAAAAACAGUUAGGACUGCCCCACGGAUGUGUGAAGGCCUGUGUUCUGAUUGAGAAUGUCCUGGCCUCCUUUGAGAUGGAGGAGAUUCUCUAUGAAUUACAAGAUCACAGUGCAGGACUGAACUGUGGGAUUUGGGAUUACUCAGCGUCAUUCAUCAACAAGUUUGGAUGCAGGAAGGCUUUUCUCCUGCCAGACAGAAACAAGUAUGUUUCCAUGGACAGACACUUCCUCAAGAGUUACAUGGACUUGGUAGUUGAAACCUGUCAUCGCCGUGGUUGCCCAGCAACAGGGGGAAUGGCUGCAUCCUUGCUUCCCAACUCGACAGCUACAAGUGUGGAAUAUGGAAAUGUUUUACAAACUGUCAAACAAGGAAAAGGGAAGGAGAUCAGAGCGGGCGUGGAUGGAUUCAUGGUGUACGACGUCCGUCUUGUCGAACCCAUGCAGAAGCUUUUUAAGGAGCUAACACCUGGAGAGAAUCAGUAUCAUGUGUUGAGAGGUGAGGUGGCCAUCACAGCGACAGAUCUCCUCCUCAUGCCCACUGGUGGAGUCACACGCAGUGGACUGAAGCACAACAUUACUGUUGGGAUACUCUUCAUUGACAGCUGGCUGAAAGGUCAAGGUCACUUCAGGCUGAAGGGAGCAAUAGAGGACUCAGCCACAGCAGAAAUAUCAAGGUCACAGGUCUGGCAGUGUAUCCGUCACCAGGCAACUUUGGAAGAAGAUGGCAAGGUGAUCACCUUGGUGAUGGUACAGUCUGUCGCAGGUGGAGUUGUCAGAGAUGAGCUGUCGGGGAUGAGAGCCAGGGGCAAGCUAUCCCAGGCCGACUACAGCAGACUUCAGACAGCAGCACAGAUGUUCCUAGAAAUCGUCACAAAGAGAGAAUUCCCAGAAUUCAUCACCACCUACCUGAGUUUGAAUCAUACUUGGCUCAGCUUCCAUCAAACAAACUCUGUGAAACUGAAUUGAUUUAAAAUUGGCUGUCUUCUUUAAAGGUAUACAAGUACUGGUUGUCCUUUGUGACCUUAUUUUGAAAGUGUAUUCCUUCUACUUUGUGAAUGACUCUGUCGAGUUAUUAUACCUUACAAAACUUAUACACGGUAUGUUGUUUUAAGCAGAUGAAUAUAUAUAUGUAUAUAUUGUUAUAUGUUAUCGAGACACAGAACACUUACAU